Canis lupus familiaris (dog) is the source of this 3934-nucleotide messenger RNA. RefSeq names its product zinc finger protein 157 (gene ZNF157). The transcript has 5 exons. Gene Ontology annotation, molecular function: DNA-binding transcription repressor activity, RNA polymerase II-specific. Gene Ontology annotation, biological process: negative regulation of transcription by RNA polymerase II. The record is from RefSeq and is a predicted model, not a curated record. The coding region runs from base 687 to 2204 and encodes 505 amino acids. Lineage: Eukaryota; Metazoa; Chordata; Mammalia; Carnivora; Canidae.
UUUCUCCUUUUCUUCGAGUGACAUCUUCCCAGGGGAAACUAAUCCUGACUACCCCCUCCCACGCCGUGUGAUAUCUCCCUUAAAGAUCAGGACACCUCUCCCCGAGCGUCGGCACCUCCGCUUUUUUAAACUUUGUACAGACCCAGAGAACCCAGUUCCAAAGACCAGCUCCUCCCGGAAUGAUUGCCCGCAGAUUUCUACCCCGGAACUGCGCCCCCAGCCACCGCCUCCCAUGGAACAGCCCACUGUACGGAAUGGGCGCAAAGAUGGCAGCCCCCACGGAGGAACGCCUCCGCACAGCCAUGUUCCUUUCCCGACACCACCACUCAUGGGCAAAGUCUCCGUAGAUCCGUAAGCGCACGUCUCGGAGCGAGUAGACUGCAGCAUCACAGCCCUUAGGAUCCUGUGCGAGACCAGCACCCCAGAAGGGGCACUGUCGGGGUGGACAGGAAACGGAAGUGGCCCUCAGAGGACGUUUAAGUCUUGUUGGCGCGCGGCGCUAAAGCGAGUGCACGAGGUUUUAUGGCGUGACAGUCAUCAGUGAUUUUGAGGAUUUCUUGGUGUCUCUGUGGAGCUGUUGAGCUUUCUCCUUACUGGAGGCUGCGGGAUCUUCCAUUCAUUCUGAUCGCAGCCCACAUACAGACUCCCCUCCAGCUUUGGAAGGUGGUCUGAGACCCAGGGUGAACAUGCCAGCUAAUGGGAAAUCACCCCAGAGGUUCCCUGCCUUGGUUCCAGGACAGUCUGGCAGAUCAUUUGAGGUAUCUGUGUCAUUUGAGGACGUAGCUGUGGAUUUUACCCGACAGGAAUGGCACAGACUGGACCCUGCUCAGAGGACCAUGCACAAGGAUGUGAUGUUGGAGAACUAUAGCAACCUGGCAUCUGUGGGCCUCUGCGUGGCCAAACCAGAGAUGAUCUUCAAGUUGGAGCGAGGCGAGGAGCUGUGGAUAUUAGAGGAGGACUCCUCAGGCCAUUGUUACCCAGGAUCUCUCUCACUGCUGUGUGGCAACAGUUCUGUUGGGGGUAAUGCCCUCAGGCAUGAUAAUGACCUUCAGCAUCAGAAAAUUCAAACUUUGGAUCAAACUGUUGAAUAUAACGAAUAUGGGAAAGUCUUCUACAAGAAAACAGGCUUUGUUGGACACAAAAGAACACACACAGGAGUAAAAAACUUUGGAUGUCAUGAAUGUGGGAAAACUUACUGCAGGAAAUCAAAUCUUAUUGAACAUCUGAGAAUACACACAGGGGAGAGACCCUAUAAAUGUGGUGAAUGUGCAAAGACCUUUAGUGCAAGAUCAUACCUCAUUGCUCACCAGAAAACUCACACAGGGGAGAAACCCUUUGAAUGUAAUGAAUGUAGGAAGUCUUUUGGCAGGAAGUCACAACUCAUUCUACAUCAGAGAACGCACACGGGAGAGAGACCCUAUGAAUGUACUGAAUGUGGAAAAACCUUUUCUGAGAAGGCAACCCUCAUGAUUCAUCAGAGAACUCACACUGGGGAGAAGCCCUAUGAAUGUAGUGAAUGUGGAAAAACAUUUCGAGUUAAGAUAUCCCUUACGCAACACCAGAGAACUCACACCGGGGAGAAACCAUAUGAAUGUAGUGACUGUGGGAAAAACUUCCGUGCAAAGAAAUCCCUAAAUCAACAUCAAAGAAUUCACACAGGUGAGAAACCAUAUAAAUGUGGUGAAUGUGGGAAAUUCUUCAGAAUGAAAAUGACUCUCAAUAAUCAUCAGAGAACUCACACAGGUGAAAAACCCUAUCAAUGUAAUGAAUGUGGGAAAUCUUUUAGGGUGCACUCAUCUCUUGGGAUACAUCAGCGAAUUCACACAGGAGAGAAACCUUAUGAAUGUAAUAAGUGUGGUAAUGCCUUCUAUGUGAAAGCACGCCUCAUUGAACAUCAGAGAAUGCAUUCAGGAGAGAAACCCUAUGAAUGUAGUGAAUGUGGAAAAAUCUUCAGUAUGAAGAAAUCCCUUUGUCAACACCAGAGAACUCACACAGGAGAGAAACCCUAUGAAUGUAGUGAAUGCGGAAAUGCCUUCUAUGUGAAAGUACGCCUCAUUGAACAUCAGCGAAUUCACACAGGAGAGAGACCCUUUGAAUGUCAGGAAUGUGGGAAAGCCUUCUGCCGGAAAGCACACCUCACAGAACAUCAGAGAACUCACAUAGGCCGGCCCUUGCCUUGUACUAUGGAGAAAGCUUCUUUGUGAAAACUCCUAUUACCAUUUGAUCAAUCCCUUUGGGUCAUCUAGUCACCACACACACAGAGUAUACCUGUUAUAAUUGGCUCCUACACUGGUGUGAAAAUACGUCCUGAUUCUCUUUAUGGGACAACUCAUUGAUUUCAUUUCUUUUGGAUUUCCCUAAUUAAUGAUGAGGUGGAAUAUUUUCUUACCUGUUGAUUGGCCAUUAGGAUUUUUCUUCUGUGCACUGACAGUUCUAUAUCCUUUGCUCAUUGUUUAUAAUGGGCUGCUUAUCUUAUAUUUGCUUCUUGGUUUAAAUGUUGUUGUUUUUGUUUUUUAAUAUAUGAGAAUAUAAAAAUCUUUUUUUCCAGUCAUAUGUGUUGCAGAUAAUCUGCUCAUGGACUGUGCCUGGUUACUUAAUUUUGUUAACUCUUCUGCUGAGGCUUUAUGUUUGAAUAUUACCAGUUUCAAGUUGAUAAUAUUCUCCUGUCCUUUCCUCUGAGGUUAAGGUUUUCCUUUCAACAUUUAGAAUUUUUCAUCUACCCUAAGAGUUUUUGUGUAUGUGUAUAGUGUGAAUUGUACAAUAUAUAAUUCUCUAUUGCUCUUAAAAACUUUACCUAAAGGAUAUCAUACAGUGUUGAAACUCUGUAGCUUGCUUUUUUCAUGAAAUUUUACCUUUCCAAGGUCCAUCUAUGUUGAUAAAUCUAGGUCUGGUUCGUUCAUUUCUCUCUUCAUUCCCCUAGUGCAAGACAUUUGUAUUUUUCUAUGUUUAGCAUCUAAAUCUAAAAGUGGAACUGAUGGGUCAUAGAGUUAGAGUAUAGGGAGUGUUUAAGUGAUUAAGCUCUUGUGCCCUCACUCUGACACUCCCCUUCAACACCGUUCUCUGUGAUGCUGGGGCUAUGACUCUACAAAACAUAUUUCUUUCUUGCUAUCUGCUUCCUGUUGGGCCUUACCAGUAAGAGAUACUAAAUACACACUUUGAGUGUGAGGAAGGAAAAAGGGACCUGCUCCUUCCCCCCCCCCCCUUCCUUUUAGCUCCCUGUUUAUAUGAAUGUCAGCUCAGGAUUGUGUCUUCCUUUGAGCAGCAGAAGUUCCUCACGACGGCAAUAGUUUAAUUCAGGUUGUAGAUUACCAGCACUCACAGAACAGCCUACUCACCUCCUCAGAGACACUAGCAGCAACUGCUUGGUGCCAUCUCCUUAGAGGUAUGAGUCCCACCCACAUGACACUACUCCUCCAACCUUUCAAUGUUUAUUAAUUCCAGUUUCUUCCCUUGUUAUCUUAGCUCAGCUGCUUUCUGCAAUUGCUACCUCCAUGAAAAUUUUAACAGUCUCUUUCUGUCUUUUCAGUUACAUGGUUAAUAAUUUGUGAGUAGUUAAACAUUCUUUCUAAGACAUUCUUUUCAUUAAAAUAGCUGGUAUUGUUUCUGUCCCCUAGCUGGGUUCUUCUGAUUGAUACAAAAAGUUUUUCAACUUUAUUAAAUAAUUGGAUUUUUCCUUCCAGGUUGUACUAAUUUAUACUGUUAUGAGCAGUUGAGAUGAAGUUUAUAUUUUCCCACAUAUUCACCAGGACUUAUUAUCAGUCUUUCAAAUUGCUACCAGUCUGAAAGGUGCAAAAUGGCUUUAAGCCAUUCUAUCCAUGAAAAUGGUUUAUCUUUUUAUUUUUUAACUCACCUUUUUAUUUUUUAUUAUUUUAUUUUAUUUAUUUAUUUUUUAUUGGAGUUCAGUUUGCCAACAUACAGCAUAUCACCCAGUGCU